This is a messenger RNA of Brassica oleracea var. oleracea, 549 nucleotides long. RefSeq lists its product as uncharacterized. The record is from RefSeq and is a predicted model, not a curated record. The transcript has a single exon. NCBI's taxonomy places the organism in Eukaryota, Viridiplantae, Streptophyta, Magnoliopsida, Brassicales, Brassicaceae. Bases 1 to 549 code for a protein of 182 amino acids.
AUGUCAUCAUCUUCAUCCGAUGAAGUCGAAGCAAGACUGGAAGAAAUUUUCGAUGAAAUCGUCGAAGAUACAUACAAUGACAUAGUCGAGUUCCAAACGAAUAAGCAAAGGAGACGUGCUUAUAUAGAACGAAACCGUGAAGCACGACACGACCGUUUAUGGAAUGACUACUUCAGCGAAGAUUCGACAUUCCCGGCACAUUUAUCCUGGCGCCGUUUCCGCAUGAAUAAGGAAUUAUUCUUGCGUAUUGUCCAUGGCCUCGCAGAGAACGUUCCUUUCUUUCGACAAAGAAGAGAUGCGACCGGGAGGUUUGGUCUUUCUUCACUAGAAAAAAGUACGGCAGCUAUUCGUCAGCUAGCUUAUGAUUCUGCGGCUGACACGGUAGACGAAUAUCUCCGACUUGGUGAAAGCACGGCACUUUCGUGUUUACACCAUUUCACCGACGGAAUAAUACAGUUAUUCGGAGAUGGGUAUCUACGAAGACCCACACCAGAGGAUCUUCAACGACUCCUCGAUAUUGGAGAGAAACGCGGUUUCCUGGGAUGGUAG